AUGGAGUUGCUCAAAUCAAGCCGGAUCGAGCCCAGACUGAUUCUCCAUGGUGGUGCCGGCAACAUCACGCCAGACAACCUCCCACCACAGGCGCAAAAGGAGUAUCGCGAAGCUUUGUUCGGGAUCCUGAGGAAGGCCAAUGCGAAGCUGCUCUCUGGUGCUUCGGCCCUCGACGUUGCAACGUAUGCGGUAUCCUUGCUAGAGCUCAAUCCGCUUUUCAAUGCCGGCCAUGGAGCGGUGUAUACUCGAGAGGGCAGGCAUGAGCUCGAAGCGUCAGUCAUGGUGAGCAAAGGCUACAACAAAAGAGGUGUCGGAGUGAUGCGUGUUACAAAGGCGAAGAGUCCGAUCAAGCUUGCAAGGGAAAUGCUCAUCAAGGGCCAGCUGCCGGAUGGUGGUGGAGCCCAGGGACAUUGUCAGCUUGCCGGAGAGAUGUGUGAUCAGUUGGCAGAAGAGUGGGGCCUUGAGCUAGUGAAGCCGAGCUACUUCUGGGUUCGUAAGAGAUGGGAUGAGCACCGUAGAGGACUGGGCCUUGCUCACGACGAUGAGACAUAUGAGAGAAUGAAAAGAGAGGUGGACGGGAAAUCCACUGCUGACAUUCACUGGGAUGGUAAGGAAUAUCUUCCGCAAGGCACAGUGGGAGCAGUGGCUCUGGACAGCACGGGAGCUAUCUGCUGCGCGACGUCCACAGGAGGGAUCACAAACAAGCUGCCUGGGAGAAUAGGAGAUACACCUACGUUGGGAGCGGGUUUCUUCGCAGAGCAAUGGGACGUUCCAAAGGAUCCUCCGGCCUUGAUCUCUCCGGCGCCGCUGUUUCAAAUGAGUGCAUUGCUGAGCGACUGCCUGCCGAGUAUUGCACCUCGCCUGAGCGCUGCGUCUCCUCCUUCCUUGAAUCCACAAAUAGGAUACCGAGCUGUAGGUAUGUCUGGCACUGGCAACGGUGACAGUUUCUUGAGGAUUGCAGCCGUUCGCACGGCCGCGGCAAUGGCACCACACAGCAGCGGAGUGACUUUACAGCAAGCAGUCACGGCGAUUGCCGGGCCGCAUGGCGAGCUACAGCGCUCUGCUGGUGAUCGUUGGCACAAGACCGGCGAGGGCGAAGGCGGUAUUAUUGGCUUGGAGCUAGACGCAAAUGGACAAGGGCAUGUCGUCUUUGAUCAUAACUGUGGAGGCAUGUUCAGGGCAUUCUUAGACGACGUUGGCCAGGAGCAGUUCGGCGUUUUUCAUCCGAAGUCUGGCAUUCCAUGA
This is a messenger RNA of Zymoseptoria tritici IPO323, 1245 nucleotides long. RefSeq lists its product as uncharacterized. Bases 1 to 1245 code for a protein of 414 amino acids. The record is from RefSeq and is a predicted model, not a curated record. The transcript is spliced from 3 exons. Gene Ontology annotation, molecular function: hydrolase activity. Lineage: Eukaryota; Fungi; Ascomycota; Dothideomycetes; Mycosphaerellales; Mycosphaerellaceae.